Arctia plantaginis is the source of this 1665-nucleotide messenger RNA. Lineage: Eukaryota; Metazoa; Arthropoda; Insecta; Lepidoptera; Erebidae. The record is from the annotation of a GenBank genome assembly.
AUGUUUAGUGGUAAUUUUAGCGAAAAAGACAAACAGGAGAUAUCAAUAGAUGUGGUGGAUGCUAAUUCCAUGAGCAUCAUUGUGAGAUACAUGAGACUAGGCUUAAUUGAUCUAGCAGAACUUUCUUUGCCAUCUAUAGGAGAACUAGCAAUUGCUGCCAAUUUUCUGCAGAUCACGGAACUCAUUAAGCAGAUUGAAUACUGUUUAGAGCUACAGCUGUCAAAGUGCAACUGGCUGGAGAUAAUGGCCAUUGCAGAAAAUGCAUCAUAUAAAAGCUUAGAACAGAGAUGUGCUGCUUACGGGCUUUAUGAUUUCAAGCUUAUGAAAGCAGAAUUCAUAGAAUCCAUUAAUAAAUUAGUGUGGUACCUUUCUCACACACACUUAAAUUCAGAGUCUGAGUUACAAGUCUUCAAAUUUGGAGUUGACUGGAUUAUUAAACAUGACAAGAGUGCAGAUGCAUUGCUCCUUAUUUUGGGUUGUUUAGAUGUGUACAGACUAAAAGAGGAGGAAUUAAAGGACAUGAAAAAUCUAGUGAAAGAUUUUCAACACUGUUUGGCCGAGAAAGUCAUAGAUUGUUUGUAUACAUUAGCAACUGAUUGUAGGAUAAUAUGUUGUGGUAAAAUGAAUGAGAGGAAGAAGAUGUUAUGUGAGAUGUACACUGAAAGAAUCUAUACGGAAACAUUCAAUCUUGUCAAUAAUAGUAAAAAACGUCAACUAAAAUUUAAACCAUGUGUGGCAGUGUGGUCGAGGGACCCAGAUCCUGAUAUGUUAGAUGCAAAGCCUCAUUAUUUAUAUACAAUCAAUAAUAUGAAUGAAUUUGAGCCAUGGCUAGAGGUUACCGAAAUGUGUCUCUGGGGAUGGAAAUUUGUUGCUUGGGGAAUCACGAAGAUAGUAAUUGUCUGUGGAGAGCGUAGGAAGGGAACAGGGUUUUUUUGGAAGGGUGUUAAAAUUUAUGAUGCUUUAAAAAAAGAAUGGAUUGAGCAUGGUGUGGAAUUGCCAAUACGUAGACAUGGUGGUGUUGCAAUCGUGGACGACUCCUUAUAUAUCAUUGGAGGUGUAGGUGGGUAUAGGGUAGUAUUGGACACUGCAAUUGUAUACGAUCUCAAACAGAGGAAUUAUAGAAAAAUUGCGAAGUUUCCUGACGCCAUCCAAAGCCCUGCAGUAUGCGUGUAUAAUAGAAAAGUGUAUGCCUCUAGUCACAAGAACAUAUAUCGGUAUGAAGACGACGAAGUACAGGACAAAUGGGUGAUCGCUUUAGAAACGGACAUUAGACUAAGUUGUAUGGUGUCAUACAAAGGUUACAUAUACUGCACACAGAGUUACUUCAAUGAUUUAUAUAGAUUCAGGCCAAAUGUUGAUACUAGGUUACAACGAAUAACAUCUUUUGAUAUUUCUCCAUCUACUAUGUGUCUUUUUGGUAACAAAUUAUUGGCUUUUGAAAGCACAGAUGCUACUCAGCUGGCCAAAGUAAACAUUGAAGAAUACGACGAAGAUAGUGAAGAUAGGUCGCCCAAGUUAUUAUGGAGUCGAGAUAACAGCCCUUUUAUCAUCAAUGACGUUGCUGGAUCAUGUGCAGUGGUGGAUUCUGCGCCUCCUCUAGCUACUGAGAUUUCAGAUUACGUUCAACGUCGUUUAGAAGACUAUCAUGAUUGUUAUUCUAAGUAA